This is a messenger RNA of Pseudophryne corroboree (corroboree frog), 2752 nucleotides long. RefSeq names its product Src homology 2 domain containing E (gene SHE). Gene Ontology annotation, molecular function: phosphotyrosine residue binding. The record is from RefSeq and is a predicted model, not a curated record. The transcript is spliced from 7 exons. NCBI's taxonomy places the organism in Eukaryota, Metazoa, Chordata, Amphibia, Anura, Myobatrachidae. Bases 686 to 1990 code for a protein of 434 amino acids.
AACGUGUUAUGGCCGGCCCCAGCGGUGACUUCAUUGAGGGCUGCCCGGUCGCAAGAUGGCGGCAUCUGCAUCAUGGGACCGUUCCUUGCGCAGAACAGCCAGGACAUGUGGGUCGGGUUGAGGAUGAGAAGCCGCCCGGUCCGUAAGUCCUCCUGUACUGAGAGGCCCUGAUCCGCAGGCGUGUCUGAUAGGGAGGACUGGGAGGGUGACAGGCAGCCCCUCCCCCAUUACCCGAGGGCUGCCGAUCCGCCUAUUGUUAGAUGUACGUGUUGCUGACAGCCCGAGACCUCUCUGCCCCUCGCCCUGUGUGACUGCCGAGACUCCGUCCGGAGUGUGAGGAGCCCCCUCUUACAUUGGAAACCUCCAGCAUUACUACAGAGGACCCCGUUUGGUGAAUAACGGGCCAACACCCCAUCCCUGAAACUCUACCGCUGUUAAUUCUUCCUAGGCGGACCCAGGACAUCAUCAAAAUACCUUCUCUGAGUAGUCUGGUCCUGCUUCCCACUUCAGAGAGCAGGCUGGGACAGCCACCAUCCAGAAAAGCCCCUGACCCCACAUCAAAAAUAAAUCUAGAGACCUUGGCAGCGGUGGGGGCCAGAGAAGCAAGUAUCAGUCACUGGAUACUGGGGACCCCCGGAUAGCGCAGGCCGACGUCUUGGGGCCCCUGCGGCCCUUGGCUCUGGUCAUGGCAAAGUGGUUUAAGGAACUCCCUUUGACACUGAAGAAUGUUUCAGACAGAGCUAAGCCUGGGUUCCCGGGGGCCAAAACGCUGCCUAAAGUCGGGGCCUCCCGCAAAAACUCUUGCACGGAUUCGGCGGCGCCCCAAGGCUCGUCUGUUAAGAAUCGCAAGAACUCGUCAUCCGAGGGGCAGGGAAAGGGAGUUAAGGAUAGCCGGUUGUCCAGGGAGGGCCUGCAAAGUCUUCUAGCUGGCAAGAGCAGAAAAAAUUCCAGAGAUGAAAUUGGUGCUCUCCGGGCCCCUAAGGGACACAGCACAUACAUUAACCGCCUCAUCAAGGUGGAUCCCAACCUGCAGGAGAAGAACGGAAGAAAUUUCCAGGAGGCCGAUGAACCGGGACAAGAGAAGGAGAAAGGGGUGAAGGAGGAAACGAUCAUCAUCCUGGAGGAUUACGCUGACCCUUACGAUGCCACACGCACCAAAGGACAGCGCGACCUGGAGAGAGUCGGCGAGAACGACGGGUACAUGGAGCCAUAUGAUGCCCAGCAGAUGAUAACUGAGAUCCGGCGCAGGGGCUCCAAAGAUCAACUGAUCACAGAGCUUCUCCUGCUGGAACUGGGCUCGCCGUGCGAGGUGAAGAUGGAGGCCAAGAGGCAGGGCUCCCUGGAGCUCUUGGGAAAGCCGCCACAGCUGUAUGACACGCCCUACGAGCCCCCCAAGACAGACCUAGAGGGAGAGGGGCAAGAGAAGAAGCAGCGGGUAUCAGAUGGGACUCGGCCGGAGAAUGACGAGAGACCAGCGGAGGAGUACGAGCAGCCGUGGGAGUGGAAAAAGGAGCAUAUUGUGAGAGCGCUCUCAGUCCAGUUUGAAAGCAGCGACCGGUCCCCGGUGAAAGAGGAGGUCGUCCGACUGCACCAGCGCCAGAAAAGUUGGACAGCGAAGGUCUUGAAGCAGCCCCAGGCCGAGCACAGUGACAGAGUGGACCCAACCGUCCCCCUGGAGAAGCAGAGUUGGUACCACGGAGCCGUAACACGCGCCGAGGCGGAGAGCAGGCUGCAGUCCUGUCGCGAGGCGAGCUACCUACUGCGGAACAGCGAGUCCGGGAACAGCAAAUACUCCAUUGCCCUGAAGACCAGCCAGGGCUGCGUCCAUAUUAUCGUGGCCCAAACAAAAGACAACAAGUUCACUUUGAAUCAGACAGGCGGCGUCUUCUGCAGCAUCCCAGAGGUGGUCCAUUACUACUCCAGCCAAAAGCUGCCCUUCAAGGGUGCGGAGCACAUGAGCCUGUUGUACCCCGUACCCAGGAUCCACUGACUUCUGCUGACCCCAUCCUUCUUGGCAUCCCUCUGCGCACUUGUGGCCGUCUCUCUCCUGGCAGUGCUCUCCCAGCUUCUCCACCACCGGCCCCAUCUGCCUGGGAUAGGCAGCUGGCUAAGCUCUACUCCUGGAUGUUUGUACUAAUGACUGACCCGUCCUAACCAAUAGGAAAUUGCCGCAACGCAGGAGGAGAUACUCAGGCACCACUAGAGUCUUAGGACAUCCUUACAAGACACAAUGUCCCCCCAAAUAACAAAAAAAGUGACAAUAGAAAGUGACAGAAAGUUCAGGUGAUGCAGCUGCUGUGUGUAGACAUCUAUUAGACAUCCGCAGGUGAUGCAGCUGCUGUGUGCAGACAUCUAUUAGACAUCCGCAGGUGAUGCAGCUGCUGUGUGUAGACAUCUAUUAGACAUCCGCAGGUGAUGCAGCUGCUGUGUGUAGACAUCUAUUAGACAUCCGCAGGUGAUGCAGCUGCUGUGUGUAGACAUCUAUUAGACAUCCGCAGGUGAUGCAGCUGCUGUGUGCAGACAUCUAUUAGACAUCCGCAGGUGAUGCAGCUGCUGUGUGUAGACAUCUAUUAGACAUCCGCAGGUGAUGCAGCUGAUGUGUGCAGACAUCUAUUAGACAUCCGCAGGUGAUGCAGCUGCUGUGUGUAGACAUCUAUUAGACAUCCGCAGGUGAUGCAGCUGCUGUGUGCAGACAUCUAUUAGACAUCCGCAGGUGAUGCAGCUGCUGUGUGUAGACAUCUAUUAGACAUCC